Durusdinium trenchii is the source of this 444-nucleotide messenger RNA. Lineage: Eukaryota; Dinophyceae; Suessiales; Symbiodiniaceae. The record is from the annotation of a GenBank genome assembly.
AUGGCAGUGGAGUGGAAAGAAGAGGCCCUGUCAGUCACCUUCAACAACAUCGCAUACACCAGCAACUACACACCAUACAAACCAGGUGGCCUCACAAAGUGGCCACUCAGACACAAUGGGGAGUACCUGAAGCUCAGCAGAGGCACAGGACUCCCCAACCAAGCCUACUUCCACAGACAACUCUACAAUGACCAGGUCCAACAAAUCAGACCUGGUUGUGUGGUCCAACACAAAGACCACAGCAAGACAAACAACAACCUCAGCAACCUGCAAAUGGUGCUAGAACCACACACAGCACAAUGCACCACUCUGGGAGGGCCAAAAGAAGAAGAAGGAUGUGAGCGACGUAUUGGCAGCUUUCCAGAACUUCGACAAGGCAACGGUAGCAUCAGCAAGGCCGAGCUCACUGAAGUCCUGAAGGUCGUGAGUGCUGGGUGUAGUUAA